This is a messenger RNA of Thunnus maccoyii (southern bluefin tuna), 1953 nucleotides long. Its product is annotated as proline-, glutamic acid- and leucine-rich protein 1-like. The record is from RefSeq and is a predicted model, not a curated record. Lineage: Eukaryota; Metazoa; Chordata; Actinopteri; Scombriformes; Scombridae. Bases 152 to 1054 code for a protein of 300 amino acids. The transcript is spliced from 2 exons.
UUGACCUGUUGCAAAGCUUGGACACUGGAAAGUGAACUCUUGGAGAAUUGAAGCGCUGGAAAGAAUUUCUAAAGCGGAUCUUGUUGGAAAACAAAACUACUUGGAUCUCUGAAGGACUACUUGGAUACUUGGACAACUGAACAAGUUGGAAAUGGCCCUCGGAGGACCCCUCUUCGCUGGUGACCACCUGCUGACUGGAGUCGCCCAUGAGAUGGACCGUGACCCGGCAGGUGGCUCCUUUCAGCGUGUCGGCUACCUCGUUGAGCGUCCUGCAGGACCCGGCAUCCCUGAAGUCAUCAGGAUCCUGGACCACGAUGAUGACAACAAUCUCCCCAUCUACAUCUCUUCUGACGAGGAGGAGGAGGAUGAGGUUGUGGUAGGUAUUGUAGGUGCAGGUGGAGGUGAGGACGUUCCUCCGUUCUCUUCUGAUGAAGAGGAUGAGGUGGAGGAAGACGACCAGCAGAGCGAGAGUGAUGAAGAGGAGGAUGAAGACACCGAUGACAGUGACGACUGGUUUGACUGGUCAAGCGAGGAUUCCGGAUAUGAGAGUCUGUCCGAAGAUGAAGAGGAAUUAGAAGACGAUGACAUCAGACCUCGUUCUCCUCUUGUCCAGCAGCUCCCACCAGACAACUUUUGGCAGCGUUGGAGAGAAGCUUAUCCUCCUGUUCCUGCUGGUGCUCCUGUUCCUGUUGCUGCUCCUUUUGUUGUUCCUCAGCAGCUGACUGCCAGGCAUCCACCGGUACCUGUUCAGCACCACGAGCUCCCUGGAGCCUCAGCAUCCCAACAGCCCGAAGAGUCUGCUCCUUCAACCCCCAGCCUCAGCUCGUCCACGAAGAGGAGCAGGGAAGACAGCCACUGGGAGGAGGUGACUGCCAAGCCCCCGAAGAGGAACUGUGAGGAAAGGAUGGACAACCCAGUUCCCUCAACUUCAGGCCACAGCUCCUCUGCAACCAGCAGCACAACGUCUGGCAGCAGCUCCUCAGCUACAAGCAGGAGAUACUGGGAGUGUCCUUUUGGAUUCCCGUUGUGGGCUGAUGACAGUGACUCCGACUAGAAUUGCCAGCCCUGCACACCACAGGAAACAGGAUUAGAAAACCGUAAAAACUGCCUUAGGUAGCGUCUUGCACCAGGGAUUUUUGCAUCUGUUAAUACAUUUUUUUCCUUUUGAAUAACAAUUCCCUCAAAUAACAAUGAAUAGGACACCUAAAUGUAAUACACUUAUACAGCACUUUCAUUCAAAGCACUUUACAAUGUAGCUACCUCUCAUUCAUGCACGCAUUGAUAGCAACAAAUUGUACCAUGCGAGGCACUGGCAUAACCAUCUAGUUCAGUGUCUUGCCCAAGGACACGUCCACUUCCCCUCGAUCUCUUAUCCAGGGAAUCACACUUUAAAUCGGCAGAAUGCUAUAAAACAUGAGCUAUUGUCCAUGACAUAAUAUGUGAAAAAAGUUAAGUAUGAACAUCUGACUUACAAAGAAAUUUACCUGCUUAGGCUAUUAUAUUAAUAUUGAGAAACUCUGUAAACUAAGUGUACAAUAUACCUGCUUAUCCAUUUAAUAUCUUAUUUAAUUAGCAUUAUUACUUUUAUAAUUAUCCCAACCUUACUUGCUAAGUUGUUCUUUUUUUAGACUAAGUUGUAAGUGCCUACACCAGAGGUAAGUUAAUGAUUAAUGACAAUAUAGACAAAAAAUGUCCUGCAAGUUUUAAUAUCACUUAUUUAACAGUUCAUUAAUUAUUUAUUUUAUUUAAUCUGUAAUAUUUUGAUUUUUUUUGUCUAGGUGUAGAUGACUGUACCAGACUAAGGUAAGGUAAUACUUAACAAUGUACAAAAGUCUCCUGCAAGUCUUAAUAUCACUUAUCGGAAAUCCAAAGACUAUUUAUGUCACUCCCUCUGUAGCACGUCUCCUGCCAUUCUCAUUAGCACUUAUCUAAAAAUUCAGUGAUUAUUUAUCU